AUGUAUUUGAAAAGACUUCAUAUUUUAAAAAAUAUUUUUGACGAAUCUGAUGGAAUAACUAAUGUAAAAUUAAUCGACGCUAGAUGUAACAUUACAUAUAUUAUUUCAAAACUAUUAAAAGAUGUGCCAUCAGCUAUUGAAGAAUUAAGGUGCUCAAAUAUAAAUUGUAUUAAUGCUGAAAAAAACUUAUCAAGCCCAACAAUAAUAUUAAAUUUUUGCGGAGGCUUCAAUAAUAUGAAUACAGCUUUAAAUAAGUACAUACAACCAAUCACUUAUCUAUGUACUGAAGGAUAUUGUGAUGGAACAUUAACAUCUACCCGAUUCAUCCAGCAACAUUUAUUUAUUGAAACUGAAAUAUAUGAAAAUUCACGGCAAUUUUCACUAAAUUAA
Cinara cedri is the source of this 390-nucleotide messenger RNA. The record is from the annotation of a GenBank genome assembly. NCBI's taxonomy places the organism in Eukaryota, Metazoa, Arthropoda, Insecta, Hemiptera, Aphididae.